This is a messenger RNA of Sipha flava (yellow sugarcane aphid), 1161 nucleotides long. RefSeq lists its product as uncharacterized. The record is from RefSeq and is a predicted model, not a curated record. Bases 1 to 1161 code for a protein of 386 amino acids. The transcript is spliced from 6 exons. Lineage: Eukaryota; Metazoa; Arthropoda; Insecta; Hemiptera; Aphididae.
AUGAACGAGAUAACCAAAUACCAUUGGAUGUCUUACUCAAUCAUACAAAAUGUUGUAUAUUGUCAUCCUUGCUGGCUUUUUGGGGAUAAUGCUACUAAGCAAUCAAUUUGGGUCUCUGGUUAUUCGGAUUGGAAACAUUUAACCCAGUCAGCCAUAAUUCAUUGUAACAGCAAACAACAUUUUAGAUCUGAUGUAGCACUAGUUCAGUAUUCUGAAAGUAAAUCUAUUGAAGCAAUGAUUUCAAAGCAGUAUUCAUUAGAAGUGAAAAAAUGGCGUGAAAUCCUUAAAUUAUUAUUUGAUGUAGUACUGACAAUUUCUGGAUUAGGCUUAGCUUUCCGAGGACAUAGAGAGAAUAUCAACGAUGCGCGUUGUGGAGUUUACUUAUCGAUUUUAAAACUAAUAGCAAAACAUAACCAGGUAUUUGAACAACAUUUACAAUCAAGCCUAAGAAUAAAAUAUACAACCGACUCCACAACCGAUAUUAGCCAUAUAGAUCAAAUGGCCAUUAUGAUAAGAUUUGUAGAAAUUAAUAAAGAACAAAGGACUGUAAAAAUAACUGAGCGAUUUUUAUGUUUUGUACCAGUGAAAAAGGGAGAUGCUAAUUCUUUAAAAGACCUAAUAGUCAAUGUUCUUUUCAAACAACGGUGGAACUUACUUUUAGAAAAAUCAAAAUCUGCCGAAAGUUUUAAAAGUUUAGUAAACGAAGAUCAAAAUUUAUAUGAACGUGAAUUAGAAGACACUAAUGAUAUUCCAUUACAUACUGAUAGUUUAUGUAAAACAAGGUGGUCUGCUAGAGUUAAAGCAACUGAAGCUUUACUUUCAAAUUUUCAAUCCGUUGUAGAAUGUUUAGAAGAAGAAUCUGAAAAUUCAGAAACUAAUUCUGAAAGUGUAUUCCGAGCUAGGGGUUUAAUAAAAUCAUUAAAUUGGGACCAUCAGAAUUUCCAAAGAUUUGAUGAAAAUACUAGAGGCAUAAGUUUAACAGAAGAAGAAAAGCAUAGACAAAUUUAUUUUGAAACAUUAGACAACAUGAUUGGCGAAUUAAAUGAGAGAAUGAAUGGAUUUUCCAAAUUUAAAUUGGGUGUGCCUUCUGUUGAGUUUUUAGUUGGUGGUUGCUCUAGAUUUGCAAGUUCUAGAGGAGACGUAUCGCUAAUAUCAGUAUAG